AUGGUGUCCGACGUGAGAAGGAAAAAGCUGCUGUUUGCUUUCAAAAAAUUCUUCGAUGCCGACGAAAGUGGCGCCGUCACUAAAGAAGACUUUGAGAAAACCUUGGAGAAGCUAGUGAGGCUUCAAGGAUGGAAGGAAACGGACGUUAUCUUCAGCGUCGCCAAGGAGAUCAUGAACCAGAUAUGGGAUGGAUUUAAGGCAGCUGAUGUUGACAGCGAUGGACAAGUAUCCACUGAUGAGUGGAUCAAAAUGUGGGACCUCCAAGACAAAGAUACCUUGCCUGAAUGGAACAAUCUGUUCUGCAAAGUCUGCUUCCACAUCCAAGAUAAGACUGGUGAUGGUGCUAUUGACGAAGAGGAGUUUGUCAAGGUCCACGAAAUCUUCGGAGGCCCGAAAGAAGACGCCGUCGACGCUUUUAAGAAGAUGGCGGGGGACAAGAGCAGUCUCAACUUCGAUGAGUUUUCAAAACUUUUUAAAGAGUUCUUCCUGUCUGACGAUGCCGAUGCACCCGGGAACUACAUAUUUGGUACAAUCAAAUUUCUUAACGAAUAG
This is a messenger RNA of Pieris macdunnoughi, 552 nucleotides long. The record is from the annotation of a GenBank genome assembly. NCBI's taxonomy places the organism in Eukaryota, Metazoa, Arthropoda, Insecta, Lepidoptera, Pieridae.